AUGCGCCAGGAGGCAGCUGCCCCCCAGACACAGACGCUCCAAAGAAACGGGGUGCAGCAGCAGCUGCAGCAGCAGCAGCAGCACGGUGCCCAGAAGCUGUACCAGCUGCAGCAGCAACAGCUCCUCCAGCAGCAACAGGCCCAGCGCCAGCAGGCGCUUCUGCAGCAGCAGCAGCUUCUGCAGCAGCAACGCCUCCAGCAGCAGCAGCAGAACGCUGCGCAGUCUGCGGCACUCCAGAAGACCCAGGACGCGACAGCUGCUAUGCAGCAGCAACAACUCUUGCUGCAGCAGCAGCAGCUGCUGCAGCAGAGCUUACGCCAGGCCCCCAACGGAAACCCGCAGCAGCUUCAACAGACAACGCAGCAACUCCUACAGCAGCAACUGCAGCAGCAGCCACAGCAGCCACAGCAUCAUGUGCUCCAGCAAAUGCAACAACAGACACAACAGCAACAAACAGCUCAGCAACAGCAGCCACAACAACAGCUGCUACAACAGCAACUGCUACAGCAGCAGCUCCAGCAGCAGCAGCUCCAGCAACAGCAGCUCCAGCUACUGCGACAGCAGCAACAGCAGCAGCUCCUGCAGCAGCAACAACUGCAGCAGAAGCAGCCUCUCCAGCAGCAGCCUGUCCAGCAGCUGCAGCAGCAGCAGCAGCAGCAGCAGCACGUGCAGACCCGCGCAGCGCCAUCCUUGUCCCUCAACAAGCCUCUGGCCCCCAUCCUUAAAGACCCGCAGAAUCUCAUAUUGCAGGAGCAGCAGCAGCUCAUAAUGCAGCAGCAGCAGGAACUGCUGCGGCAGCAGCACCUGAUAGAUGAGAAGCUGACCCGGGAACGCUCGCAGAAGCCACCGCAGCAACCGCAGCAGCCGCCGCAGCAGGUGCAGCAGCAGGUGCAGCAGCUGCAGCAGCAGCAGGUGCAGCAGCAGGUGCAGCAGCUGCAGCAGCAGCUGCAGCAGCAGCAAAGGGCCCCCGCGAGGCGGCUCUCUAUAGAAAAGACAAUCGAACACCUUGUGAAGGUUGCCUCACAAGGGAGCUCCGACAGUGGCAAGAUCUACGGCAGCAGCAGCAGCAGCAGCAGCAGCAGCAGCAGCAGCAGCGAGACGGGAGAGGUGGACCCCGAGAAGCUGGCGCAAAUGACGAAGCAGUUUUUCACUGCAGCAGGAACAGCAACUUCAGCUUUGAGUGCAAUUAGCAGCAGCAGCAGCAGCAGCAGCAGCAGCAGCGGAUGA
This is a messenger RNA of Eimeria tenella, 1227 nucleotides long. RefSeq names its product fibrillin-2 precursor, putative. The record is from RefSeq and is a predicted model, not a curated record. Bases 1 to 1227 code for a protein of 408 amino acids. NCBI's taxonomy places the organism in Eukaryota, Apicomplexa, Conoidasida, Eucoccidiorida, Eimeriidae. The transcript has 2 exons.